AUGACACAUGAACUACAUCUAGGAUCAACUGUUCCUGAGAAUCCCAAGAACCAAGGUCUUGCUCUCAAGGCUGAGGAACUGGAGGAUUCAGAACCGGAUGAAGAAGAGGCUGCCACUUUGGUCAGAAGGAUGAAAAGAUUAUACAGAAACCUCAGACCGGGAAAUCAAAAAGGAAGGAACUCCGGAAGAAGAACAAUUGGUUCCAAAUCCGGCCAAGGAUGCUUCAAAUGCGGUGAUCCAGACCAUCAAAUCCGGGAGUGCCCUCGGUGGGAAUAUGAAAAAGGAAAAGGAGAGGAUCGGCUCAAAGAAAGAUGCAACAAACCCACCUUUUCCAAACCCAAAAAGGCAAUGAUUGCAGCAUGGGGAGAUGUUACAGACUCGGAGGACGAUGAUGACCAACCAGAAAAAGAAACUGCCAACCUGUGCCUCAUGGCAAAAAUUGAUGGAACAAUGCAAGAUCCAUCAAACGAGGUAAGUUCCACAACCUCUCAAUCUUUGUCUAAUAACAGGUUAAUUGAAUCACCAAUUGAAACUCUAGUAUUUUUUGAAAAGCUUAGUGUAGUAAAGGAACAAAGUAAUAAGGCAUUGGAGCCCAAUAAAGAUCACAUGACCUACCUAAAUAAUGUUAGAUAUGAGGUACAAGGUAGGUUCUUGGAAUUGCCUGUCAGGAACAACUCUCUUAAAGACUCUUUUAGAAGAGUUAAAAAUGUACAUACUAUUCUUGAUGAAACUAAUAAUGCUAAUGAAGUUCAGGAGACGGAGAAUUUCGAUAUUGGCUUGAUUCGCCUUACAGAUAAUGAUGAGGAAGAUUCUCCAGCGGAACUACAUAAGAAAGAUCAAGGAGAACAAGUAGAAAAUAAUCUGGAAUUUCAAGUGCAAGAGGAACAAGUAGAAAAUAAUCUGGGAUUUCAUGUUCAAGAGGAACAAGCAAAUCAGGAGGUUCCUAUCCGAGAGGAACAAGCAGAAAAGACUGGAGUCUCCGUUCAAGAGGAACAAGAGGGACUCAAAUGGAUGCUCAGGAACAAGCUUGAUGAACAUGGACCAAUAGCAAGGUUAGUCGUUAAACGCCAUAAUCAACAGUAUGUGCAAGGAUCUUACAAAGUAAACAAGCAGAGAGAAGCACGAGAAAAUGAGACUGGAACUGUGAAUGAUCAAGCUAAGAUAAGGAAGCAGGAAGAUCCUCUAAAGACCGAAUCGGUCAAUGAUGAGGAGGAUGUAAGUGAAAAGGAGGAAGAGUCUGUAAAAGUUAAGAAAGUGACAAAGGUAGAGAAACAUGCGAAAGAGAAAAAGGGUGUUCAUAAAUCACCUACAGGAGGGAGAAGGAAUAUGUGGAUUGCUACCAAAGGAACAAAAGAGGCCAUUAAUAUUGAAAAUAAGGAGAAGGAACAAGCAUCCCAACCCAAGGAUGUUGUUCCUAAUCCUAGAGUAGUACUUGUUCCUCCACCCACAGCUGUUCCUCUUGGUUUUUCUGGUUUUGGUGGUUUUAGUUCAUUUGGUAGCUCCUCUAGUUCUUUGGGAUCACAGAAGGAUCCUUCCAUUGUGGAACUCAAGGAACAGGUCAGUCAGCUUAAGGAGGGGAUGGCUAGAAUGAUGGCUAUACAGGAAGGUACGGAUGCCAGGAUCAGUGAGUUGCAAUCACAGGUGGGUGCCUUAGUUUCAGUGAUUAAGGAGAUGGGAUCCGAUCUGCAUCAACUCAACGCUCAAGUGACUACGAGCUCAUCCACAAUUCUACAAAAGCUUGAAAACUAA
This is a messenger RNA of Spinacia oleracea (spinach), 1749 nucleotides long. RefSeq lists its product as uncharacterized. Bases 1 to 1749 code for a protein of 582 amino acids. The transcript is spliced from 5 exons. The record is from RefSeq and is a predicted model, not a curated record. NCBI's taxonomy places the organism in Eukaryota, Viridiplantae, Streptophyta, Magnoliopsida, Caryophyllales, Amaranthaceae. Gene Ontology annotation, molecular function: nucleic acid binding; zinc ion binding.